CGCGAGAUGUCGCUGGUCCCUGUGUGUAGGGCUGCUGGGCAGGACAGGGGGCUGGAUGUGGGCUGUUGGAGACUCUAGGGGGGCAGCAGGGUAUGUGUGUGUGUUUGUGAGUGUGUUUGAAGCUCGUCGAGCAGCAGGGGAACUUGAAAACUUCACUGCGUUCAUUGAGGAGAGAUCUGUGUUCGGAGAGUCAGCGUUUGGGAGCCGAAUCGGCCGCUAACAGACCAGCUGUGAUCGACAGACCGGUCCGGUUCUCAGCAUUGGAACGAUUUCCGGCCAACAUGGAUGAUUUAGAUGCUUUGUUGGCGGACCUUGAGUCCACAACAUCCCACAUUUCCAAGUGUACGCUCUUCCUGUCUGACGAGACCGCCUACUCCUUCCCUGUUGGGGACCAGACCCAACAAGACAUCUGCUCUCCACCGCAAGCCACACCCACUCCCUCUGAGCUAAACGGACUUGAUGAAACAGAGUCCUUCAGCUCAGCCCAGAGAAGUCCCUGGUCUAGAGAUAGCGGCAGUCCAACUCAACCCGUUGCUGAAGAGGACCACGUAUACAGUUUCCCUAAUAAGCAGAAGAGUAGUGAGUUAUCAGCUAUGAACUCAGCCUUGGGCAGCAACCUGUCUGAGCUGGACCGCCUGCUGUUGGAGCUCAACGCUGUCCAGCAAAGCACCCCUGCCUUCCCCACAGAAGAAGAAGCAGCACCUCCGCUGCCGGCCAGCAGCGUCAUCCACCACGUCCAGGAGAAUGGAGUCUCUACUGCGGGAAAGGCCGGUCCACCUGUAUUGGAGAAGCCCAAACGCAGUGCAGCAGCUCGGGGAAUAGAGGAUGUACGACCAAGUGUAGAGAGCCUUCUGGACGAGCUGGAAAGUUCUGUGCCCUCUCCCACUCCCACGCCGUUGGUUGUGUCAGACGAACAAAUAGAUGGACUAGAGGAAACACCAGCACAGCAGCAAGCCAGAAUGUCUGCCUCCUCUGCCACACGAGAGCUGGAUAAGCUAAUGGCCUGUCUCUCUGACUUCCAAAUCCAAAGCAAUAUCCAGUCCCAAGGAAAGACUUCUCCCACCGGUCCCCCCAAACCGGCCAACAAGCUGGACAACAUGCUGGGAAGCCUGCAGUCCGACCUCAACCGACUCGGAGUCCAGACAGUGGCUAAAGGUGUCUGCGGAGCCUGCAAGAAACCCAUUGUUGGACAGGUGGUGACUGCCAUGGGCAGAACGUGGCACCCCGAGCACUUUGUGUGCACCCACUGCCAGGACGAGAUAGGCUCCAGGAACUUCUUUGAGCGUGAGGGGCAGCCUUACUGCGAGAAAGACUACCACCACCUGUUCUCCCCACGAUGCCACUACUGUAAUGGACCCAUACUGGAUAGAGUAGUGACUGCUUUGGACAAGACUUGGCAUCCAGAGCACUUCUUCUGUGCCCAGUGUGGAGCCUUUUUCGGACCAGAAGGUUUCCAUGAGAAGGAUGGAAAGGCGUUCUGCAGAAAGGACUACUUUGACAUGUUUGCCCCUAAAUGUGGAGGCUGUGCCCGUGCUAUCCUGGAGAACUACAUUUCUGCUCUCAACUCACUCUGGCACCCUGAAUGCUUCGUCUGCCGGGAGUGCUUCACGCCAUUCAUAAACGGCAGCUUCUUUGACCACGAUGGCCAGCCAUACUGCGAGUCGCACUAUCAUGAGAGGCGCGGCUCGCUGUGCUCCGGCUGCCAGAAGCCCAUCACCGGCCGCUGCAUCACAGCCAUGGCAAAGAAGUUCCACCCGGAGCACUUUGUGUGCGCUUUCUGCCUCAAGCAGCUCAACAAAGGCACCUUCAAGGAGCAGAACGACAAGCCCUACUGCCAAGGCUGCUUCAUUAAACUCUUCAGUUAGACUGUGUGAUUGCAUAUAAAUGUGUGUGUACAUGCGCCGUCUACACAAAUAUUUACAUGUCUGAAUGCACAUGUGGGAUGUGUGUGCACUCCCAUGUCUAGCACGUAUGAGUCAGUGAAGAGGUUUUUGUAUAAUGACGGCGUUAGUGCGCUGGUGGAUCACAUCAUAAGGGUGAAAAAUGUCUCUGACUAUUGACCCUCGACACCGAAGAGACUUCCCUAGCUGUCCAACCUCUCAGGCUUGGCAUUUCACACUUUUGCUAAAAGAUGUUUUUAACAGAGCCCAAAGAGAUUUUUAUUUAGAGUUUUCCUCCUGUGUGCCGCAAAGAAAAUACGCUAAUUUGCCCUUGUGCGUGUGUACAUAUAUGAGCAUAUGAGCGUCGAGUUAAGACUUCCUCAGAGCCCUGAUUUGUAAAUGAUUUAAUUCCCCCAUUGCAGGGCAAGACUUUGCACCCUAUGGUGGUUUUAUGCAGAUAUGAGAAAGCUGCUUGAGUGCAUGGACCAUAGAGAGUUGACUUAAGCAGUUUUAGAAUAUGUUGAGUGUUGAAUACAUAGUGCUCGGCCAAUGAGUGUUGGAAUAAUCUAUGAGAAAGAUGUAUUUUUCUAGCUUUGGAAACUAUUGAGGUUCCAUUGAAAUAACAAUUGAAACUCCAUAAUGUAUGUACAUGCACACAGACACACACUGAACUCCUCCGUCGUCUUCUUCUAAAAUACACAUUCAAACUCUUUGCGAACAGAUCUCUUGAUGAGACCGUCUUAAGGUGCAUUUUACAGCUGUCGGCAAGAUAUUAGCUAGUCCUUAUUUUUCUACUGUUUUACUAUGAAAAUGAACCCACAUGUUUUCUCAGUUUCAGCAUACAUUACAUUCACAUUUGUGCUCUUGUUAAUUAUCAAAUAAAUAAGUCGCCAUAUUGAACUUUUUUUCCCUGUAGCAACUCGGAACUUAAUUUUUACUUUCCUACCGCAAAGUUUGUGUUUAAUCAUUUAAAUGAAUAACUUUCGAAUCAAAUUAAACGGUUGCGACUGAUGACAAAAAGUAGUGUUCAUUAAUGUUGAAAGUAUGGUGCAAUUUAAAACGAGCCAAAACAAGGUUCACUGUAUUAACUUCAGUUAAAGUGGAGAUUUGUCCUGCUGUAUGUACCCACACAGAAUAAAUUCAGAAGAAUUGAAUUCAGAAUAAAUGAUGCUUGAGUUCAACAUCUUUUCCAUAUCUUAUGAUUGAAACUGUUGUGAAUUUAUCACUAUAUUAAAUCUAUUGAGGCUGGUUCAAGAUUUCAAAUAUGGUUGUGCAUUAGGGUUAGAAGCAUGCUUUAUUUUAUGUGGAGUUUUAUCAGCAGUAGCUGCCAGUUGCUGUUACAAUCACAAUCCAAAUUUGUAUACCUGUAAUAUGCUCGACUUUGAGACAGAACUGUGUUUUGUCACCAUUUUGAUGAAAAUAUAUAUAUUUUUAAGCUGUUUGGGCUCACACUGAUAUGCAAAGAGCUGGCUCUAUUGGCAUGUAGGCUAACAAUAGUUUACCUUGUUCUCACACACACGACACGUACCAGCUUUGAUUCCAGUGUGUCAGACUUCCAAGGAAAAGUAGCCCUUAUUAUUUUCAUUUUGAGUUCAUGAACUAUGAUCCUGCUGUCUCAGUUGAUAUCAGUGCUUGGCUCACUGAUGCAAGCUAGAUGUUAGUGUUCGCUGGUCAGGAAUCAGAAUACAGGGCCAAGCCUCUUGCAAGAUUUAUGUAAUGACUAAUUUCAUCUUUAAUUUACCUAUAGCUCUGUUUAGCCACAUAUGAGACAAUGAGUGAUUUUUUUUUUUUUGGGACAAUAUUUCAUGUCUUUAUGAUCACUAUGUGUGUAUCCACAUUCAGAUUGUUUUUACUUUGAGAAGAUGUUUGCUCUUGUGCCAAAUGUGUCAAUGCAAUAAGGUCUUAUACACUGUGGAGUUGUCAACCUUUCCUGUGAUUUGACUCUUUAUGGGCCGAACUCUGGGAGAGGCUUCGUCUGCUGUGGUGCAUCUUAACUCCCAACGCUCAAACGUUUACACUGUAAUAGACAAGCCGAGGAGGAUUCAGCAGAGUAUGGUGUGCACUUGUAGCCAAUUCAGAUUUACAGGAAGUAGCAGGGGGAAAUUAACCGAAAUUGUGAGCUAAUUUUUCCCCAUGUACAUUAUCUGCUUACAGUAUAUUGCCUUAUAGUUUUUGCUUCUGUCAAAGAAUUCAUGAAAAACAAAUCUAAGCAUUUUACUGUUAAUGAGAUUAAGUGAACUUUGCUUUGUGAAUGGAGACAUUCAUGUGAUCUUUUACCAUUUGAAUUUUCUCAUGAGCCACACAUUUUCACUGGCUCUUUGUGUGGGUGGGGUGUAAGCCUAUGUGGGUCCUGAUUACUGAUUAUUAUAACUGCUGCAAAUAAAACAAGUACUUUAUUUCUGGCA
Molecule: messenger RNA, 4285 nt
Organism: Cottoperca gobio
Lineage: Eukaryota; Metazoa; Chordata; Actinopteri; Perciformes; Bovichtidae
Product: paxillin-like
Exons: 11
Coding region: 282-1865 (527 amino acids)
Biological process (GO): substrate adhesion-dependent cell spreading; transforming growth factor beta receptor signaling pathway; endothelial cell migration
Source: RefSeq, a predicted model, not a curated record